CCGCUUGUUACGUCUAUUCCAAGCCAGUUAUUAAAAACGUCUCGGCGCGAGCGGUGCGCCGCCCUGUAAUUAUCCAGUUGAAGGUUUCGUCGCGCUACGUUGUCACCACACUCACCGGAAAUGCAAUACGUGGAUCCGCCCGCGCAACAGAUGAUGAACAUGAUGUCAGGCUACGGCUGUGGCUACGGGCGCGGUGAUGCUAUAUCGCCCGCCUCGGAUUUGUCGUCGUGCAGCAGUGCUUCUUCAGGCACCUGGUGUGCUCCGCCUGCAUGGCGCGAGCUGCCUGCCUACCCUGCUCAGUACCCUGCGUACUGGCCUCCCACCCCGGCCGCUACUGAGGAAGCUCGUGAACUUCAGCGGCGCUGUGCUAAGUGUCGUUGUCCUAACUGUUUGACUGAAGCCGCUGGUUUCGGCCCCAACUACGGCAAGGAUGGAGCUAAACGAGAACAUGUGUGUCACGUACCUGGUUGUGGAAAAGUUUACGGGAAAACUUCUCAUCUGAAGGCACAUCUCCGCUGGCACACUGGAGAACGACCUUUUGUGUGUAACUGGCUGUUCUGUGGCAAGAGAUUCACGCGCUCCGAUGAACUGCAGCGACACUUGCGCACGCACACUGGCGAGAAGAGAUUCGCAUGUCAACUGUGCACCAAACGAUUCAUGCGGUCUGACCAUUUAGCGAAACAUGUGAAAACGCACGCGAAUGUGUCGAAGAAAAGCAAGAAGACGAAAGAUGAUGAGAAAGAAGAAACGUCAAGUGUUGUGAGUGAUAAACCAGAACGUCCAGUAGAGCCGCAAGUGGCCGCUGCACCCGUGCCGGUAACUUCGGUUGGAAGUAAUAAUUACGGCACUGUGCCGGUUGCGAGUGCGCCUAAGCAGAUGUCUCUGAACUACGCAGCAGUGGCCCCGAGUAUGAUGCCGAGCGCGGCAAACUACAAUAGUGGCGCAGUGUUCGGGAGUGGGAUGAUGUCGGGCUGGUACCCAGAUGUGAGACAGGACGGCUUGUACCCUCGGCCGCCGGUCCGUGACCACAGGAUGUACCAGCAGUACCCGGCGCCCAUCAGCACGUACCAGUGUGCUACGAAGGACAAUUACGCGAUGUUCCAAGGACAUUAUAACUUGCAACCUCCUGUGGCAUUAGGACAAUAAGUGUUACUUAAAUUAAGAUUACUUGUGUAUAAUAGUUUUCUGUUGGAACGUAUUGCAUGUGCCCAUAUUAUGGUAGGUAUUAUUUAUAUCAUUUAAGUUACCGUGAAUUUAAAUGUGAUGUCUGUAAUAUAGUUGUAAACUAAGUUUUGUAAUGUAUGAAAAUCAUGU
Molecule: messenger RNA, 1314 nt
Organism: Spodoptera littoralis (African cotton leafworm)
Lineage: Eukaryota; Metazoa; Arthropoda; Insecta; Lepidoptera; Noctuidae
Source: the annotation of a GenBank genome assembly